Protobothrops mucrosquamatus (brown spotted pit viper) is the source of this 1151-nucleotide messenger RNA. It is a transcript of the gene HDHD2, whose product is annotated as haloacid dehalogenase like hydrolase domain containing 2. The record is from RefSeq and is a predicted model, not a curated record. Gene Ontology annotation, molecular function: phosphatase activity. The coding region runs from base 21 to 800 and encodes 259 amino acids. Gene Ontology annotation, biological process: dephosphorylation. The transcript is spliced from 7 exons. NCBI's taxonomy places the organism in Eukaryota, Metazoa, Chordata, Lepidosauria, Squamata, Viperidae.
GGGCCGUCUGGGUCUCCAGGAUGGCAACUCGGCGUGCGAUAAAAGCGGUCUUGGUGGAUCUGAGUGGCACGCUUCAUAUAGAAGACUCCGCUGUGCCAGGAGCCCAAGAAGCUCUUAAAAAGUUGCGUUCUGCUCCCGUCGCCAUCCGAUUUGUGACAAACACAACCAAAGAGUGCAAGCAAGACUUGCUGGGCAGGCUGAAGAAACUCGAGUUUGACAUUAAGGAGGACGAGAUCUUCACCUCUCUGACGGCGGCCCGGAAUUUGUUGGAGCAGAAAAAAGUCCGUCCUUUGCUGAUGGUGGAAGAAAAUGCUUUGCGCGAUUUUGCAGGCAUUGACACAAGCCAUCCGAAUGCUGUGGUGAUUGGCUUGGCUCCUGACCAGUUCAACUAUCAAACUAUGAACAAAGCUUUUAGGUUGGUGCUGGACGGGGCUCCCCUCAUAGCUAUUCACAAAGCGAGGUACUACAAGAAGAAAGAGGGCCUUGCCCUGGGCCCAGGGCCCUUUGUGGCCGGGCUGGAGUACGCCACGGAGCAGACGGCCACAGUGGUGGGGAAGCCAGAGCGGACGUUUUUCCUGGAGGCCUUGCGGGGGACCAGCUGUGGACCCGAGGAAGCCGUCAUGAUUGGCGAUGACUGCCGGGAUGACGUCGGGGGCGCCCAGAACGCCGGCAUGCUGGGAAUACUGGUGAAGACUGGGAAAUACCGAGACGCCGAUGAAGGCAAAAUUGACCCUCCGCCCUACUUAACCUGCGAGAGUUUCCCCCAUGCCGUGGAACACAUCCUGCAGCAUCUGCUCUGAAGAAGCACCACAACUUUUGAACGACACACCUUCCAGGGCCACCAAACGGAAUGGACCAACGGCGUCCUUUGCACAGCGUUCCGACUCGCUUGGUGCAUUUUUUUGUUGUUGUUUUUGCAGGACUGUUUUGGGGACUGUGGUGGAAUGAAAGUUCUCUGUGUACAAUUGCUUCUCACACCCUAAAAGUUAUCCUACGCAACAGGAGUCUGUGCCCCACGUUCCCGUCUGCGUUGCUUGGUCCCCAAGGACAGAGAGAGGAUGUGCGAGAUUGAGUAAGGAAGGAGAUGAGUGACUCGCCCAUGCAUGCUGCUCAGAGUCAGCUUGAACUGCGAGAUGGGUAGCCAAUAAAUC